Linum trigynum is the source of this 4687-nucleotide messenger RNA. NCBI's taxonomy places the organism in Eukaryota, Viridiplantae, Streptophyta, Magnoliopsida, Malpighiales, Linaceae. The record is from the annotation of a GenBank genome assembly.
AUCCCUGAUUUUAAACGUACCCUAAAGACAAACCAAGUUAUGUAGCCAGCCUUAAUUGACAAAUGUGUGGCAUUUUCUAAAUCAAUAUAGUGUAACAAGCAUUAAGAACACAACUACAUUAAGAACACAAAUACCAAUUGCUUCUACACAACAUUUAGGAUGACAACUACGUUUUCAGAAACCUUUUGCUUCUCAUAUCAAUGUCGAUUAAUUUCCUACCAUAUAAUAACGUGAUGCAACAUAAGAAUAACCAAUAUUAGGUUCAGUACGACAAUCACUAUCAAUAAAGCUCGAAUUACAUGGAUUUCAUGAUUAACUCUCCUUCCUUCAACGAGCAUAAUUUCAUGUGCCUUCAUCCAUCUUGAUAGCUCUUCAGCCAAAAGUUUCUUCUCCUUCUUCCUCCUUUCCACCUUACACUCAGCUAGCCUCAAACUUUCUUCAAUAUUCAAAGUCGAACACCCAAUUUCAGAGUCAUGGUGCUUAUCUUCAUCGACAUUCAUUCGCACCCACCUAAAAAAACGACAGUUCUUCUUCUCGUCCUGCACCAUACGACCAUUUAACUUAGAACCCACAUCAAUGACAAUUUCAAAACCCAUAUCUAAACACCUUACCAUCAAAAAUGGACACCCAUAGAACUGUCUUCCUGGGUUCGCUUCGGUUCCAGAUGUAUUCACCACACAUGGCUUCUUGUGCCAACAGAGUACCGCCCCUCGGCUAUUGAUGCUAGUCGAAGUUGAGGAAGAUGCUCGCUUGGACAUGGCUGACCUUCGCGUGAAGUUCUGGCCAGGAGAAAUCGCGAUUUCGGGGUCGCGAAUCGGCCGAAGAAGUGGGAUUUGGGGAAGAAGGAAGAAGCGCCGAUUCGUUCAGAAACUAGAAGAAGAUUUGGGGAAGAGGAGUAAGCAUCGAUCAGCUUCGUGUAUCUCCUUCGUGGGGAAGAGGAAAUUUGGGAAGAACCCUAAUUUCGUUUUCUAGAAAGAGAUGGAGAAGAAGGAAGCCCUAAUUUUGUUUUCUGGAAAUAGACGGGGAUUUUUGGUAGCCUCGUGCGAUCAGGUAGAUGGGGAAAGUUUUAAAUUUUUUUUAAUAAUAAAUAAAUUAUUAAGAUGACGUGUCAAUUUUUGCUUUGUUGUCGCUGAAGUGGUUGAUGAUUUGGCGCCUCGUCAGCGAACCGUCAAAUAAGUUGACAGAGUUAUUAACGCCGUCAUAGUUUCUAACGAAAAUGGCUAUAUCUAGCACGCAACAUUAGGGGUGAACAAACAUACCUGCAAACCGACCCACCCGUCCAAACCGAUCCAACCCGUGUUCCAACUAUUAGUAUGAGUUCGUAUCUAAAAAAUAUUUAUGUCGUAUAUAGUCAUACUUAUGAGAAAAUUAAGAUAUUUCGCCAUGUUUUUCUCUCAUGGUCUCCCUAAUCUAAUGCAUUAUUCGACUUAAAGUUUAGACAUAAAAUGAAUAUAGUUAUGAUUCACGUAAUCGUUUUCUUGUGUACAAUAUGUUAUUCUAACAUGUGAAGAUUCGGUUUGACACCCAUGCAUUAUUCGACUUAAAGUGAAGUACAAAAAAUAUAUAAUCCACUUGAUUUUUUUAUACAAAUUACAUAUAUUUGUACAUUAAAUCCAUUUCGAUAUUAAUUAUUCUAACAAAAAUAUAACAAAAAAAUUAUGAAAUAUAAAAUUAGCACAAUGUCAAUAUUGAUAAUAAGUAACUUACAAUUGAGACAAUUUGUAAUAUUAAUAUAGUAUAUAUGCAUUUAAUUUUGGGCUAAUACCACUGUAACACCCGAACUAUCGCGAAAAUGCCACUUGUGUCCUAUUGUUUACAAUAUUCCAUCUGUGUCCUGAACUAUGAUUUCGUUAGUGUUGGCUUUUGUUGACCGUUAGUUUUUAACAGAAAAUCCAGUCAGUGCUGAUGUGGCAUCUGACGUGGAAUUUUUAAUAUUAAUUUUUAUUUAUUUUUCUAUCUAAUAUUAAUAAAUAAGAAAAAGAAAAUAAUUAAAAAAUAAAAUACAAUAAAAAUUUAACCCACCCCUCGUUCCACCAACCUCUUCCCCAAGAUCCAGAUCUACAAUUCCUCUUCUCCUUCUCCAUCUACAAUUCCCCAAAGUCGAAACCAUCAAACAAAGGCUUCUAAAGAAAGGCUUGGAACCAACGCCUAAAAUCGUUCACACCCUCCGUAAGAAAGAAAUUCAAAAACACAACCGCAAGCUGAACAAAAUUCGCCGCACCCAGCAAUCACCGCCGCUCACUGAAUCCGAAAAACAAGCCCUCGCCGAGGAAUCCCACUUUCUGAAGUUGCUGAAGCAUCCUGUCCAUAUCCCCAUCCUCCUCCCCAAUUUCAUCCCAUAUUACCUUCAAGACAACACAUUUAAUCGGAGUCAGACCAAAAGAGAACUGAGAAUCAAGCUCAAAUCUGAAAUCCCCGACUCAAGAUCUAUCGAAUUGACCCCCCAAAAAAAGGCCUAAACUAUGAACGAAAUCAGAGAGACGGCAAAAUAACUGACUUCGGCGAUAAUUAGAGUGCUAAAACAGACUGUAAUCCAUCUUUCCGAAGAAGAACGGUAAGCGCUCCCCAGACAGCAUAACUUCAGCAGCGAAAUCAGAAGGGAGAGAGAGAGACAUUAUAAGACGAAGGAACCAAGCAAGGCAAGCACAAACGGAAACGCUUGUAUUUGACUAGGAUAACCGCCAUACACAGAGAGAGAGUGAGAGAGAGAACCUGCAAUUGGCGGAGGAGAGAGGCGCAAGUGGUCCGGGAGGGAGAGACGAGAGUGGGCGACGUCGCCAUUGUCGGAAGGAGAGUUGGAAGUGAGAAAAAUUGGGAGUGACAGAAAGGAAGCGGGGUGCGACUGCCGCCGAACGUGAGAAAAAUUGGGAGUGACAGAAAGUGAGAAAAAUUAUGUCGAUGGCGGGGUGCGACUGCCGCCGAACGCGUUCUUGACGAAGCAGAUGACGAGGCAGAAGAGGAAAUUUUUUAGAGCGAGAGAGGCAAAUCGAUAGAGAAUAGUUUUUUUUUAAUUUGAGGUUAUAGAAUAUUAUUUACUAAUAUUCUUGAAUUUAAAGUUUUUUCAAUUUUUUAUUUUCAAAGUUUUAUUUAAUUUAAAUUAAAAAUGUGAGGUGUCAAUGAGUUGGCAUUGCCACGUAAGCAAAAGUCAAUGUUAAGUUGACCGCCGUUUGGUCAACUGUUAUCUUUAACGGUCAACAAAAUUGACAGGAUACAAAUGACACAAAAUAUAAUAGUUCAUGACAUGAAUGGAAUAUUGGAAACAAUACGACACAAGUGGCAUUUUCACGAUAGUUCGGGUGUUGUAGUGGUAUUAGCCCUUUAAUUUUUGAUUAAUUAAAAUUUCCAUCGAGUUAUUGAUUAAACAUAAAUAGAGUAAAAUAAUAUAUUUGAUAAUUUAAUUAUAUUUUUGUAAAAAAAAUAAUUUAAUUAUCUUAAAAGCAUGAUAUUUUAUAUAUAUUAUAGCUCAUACACUUGAUUAUUUCCUAAUUUGAUUAUCUCAAUGAUAAUAAUAACUAGCUACUUAAUACUUAAUACAUCUCAUGAACUAAUUUGUCAUAUGAAUUAGUUUGCUAAAUGAACUAUUUCACAAACAAUGAUAUAUGAUUAAUUUUCAUUUUGGAUUCAGUUGAAAUUUGAGAAAUGGUCAUCAGUCAUUUUAUAUAAAUAAUGUCACUCAAACUUUGAACUUAGUAAUACAAAGAAAAUUGAACUAAUUGAUUUGCUUUUUUUUUAGCUUGAAUGACAAAUAAGAAAAUUUUGGAACUUUCAACUUAUGAGAACUAAGAAGUGAAAGAAGGGAAAUCUUUUUAUGCACUCUGAGAAGAGAAAGAAUGAGAAAAUUUUGGUACUUUUAAAUUUUUGAGAAAAGAAGAAGAAGGUGAUAAAUUCAGGUGAUUUCAAUUUUUGGACGAGCAAAAAGGGAGGACUUUUACUGAAAUUUUAAUGCUUUGAAUUUACUGAAGAAAAAUAAUGAGAAAUUUAGAUAUUUAUAAUAUUUUGGUAAUAGAAUUAGAAAGAAGGGAAAUUUGUGGUGUUUUCAGUUACUUGUGCUUUCAAAUAUAUAUCUUGAAUUUAUUAUGUGAAAUAAAUCUUGAAUUUAUUUUAUAAUGGUGAUUGUAUUAAUAAAAAGAAGAGAAGAAUGUACAUGAGGCAUAUGUUCAACAAUCUGAACCUGCAAAAAGAUGAAGAAAAAUGAAAGUAAAAAAAAAAAAAAAACAACUGCCAAGAACAAAAAUCAACAAAGAGCUGGGAAGAACAAAAAGAGAGCAAGGUGGACUAGACCACCCCGCUCCAAGAAGUAACAUGAAAAAUAAACUGUUAUACACCGAUCCACGCAUGGAGGCAAAGAAUCAAUCACAGACCAUUCAAGAGUCAAUUUUGAAUUUUUAUGUGAUAAAUUUUUAUUUCAAAGUCAAUCAUUCUCAUUUAAACAUUAUUUUUUAUUGGGUAAUAUCUAUUUUUAUCCAAAUCUUUUUUGGAUUCUUUUGUAUUAGCUAAACCUAUCGAAAUACUAAGAAUUAACCAAAUGUUGACUUUCAGUUAGCAAUUUUGUUAGUAAUUUUAACUUGGCAACAAGAUACUGACUUGGAAGAGACACAUAAAGGCCAACAUUCAAAAAAUUUAGAAUUGUAACUUAGAAAAGAGUUACAAAAUUAUUAACGAUAACGAAAAAAUGACUAAUAUUUUG